AUGGCACCUCCUGAGCCAGCGCCAGCACCAGCUGCUGUGCUGGAGGAUGGGGUGGGCAAGACACGCCUGGGAGACACAGGAAGGGGUUCCCCAGAGACGGAGCGGCCCACCUCCUCACUCCCCAGCCCACUGCCCCGUCUGCCCCAAGCCACCGACAUCUCCCCAGGGGCCUGCAGCCGUGCCCACCUGUGCUCCCCCCGGCCAAUGCCACUCCCCACGCAGCACCAGGAAGACCCGUGGCCUGAGGGUGUGGCGUCCAGAGCCUUGCAACAGAUCAAGCCCCAGAGUCCUGCGGGGGGCCUCCUCCCUGAGCCCCCUACAGCUGCGGAACCACUGACCGCAGGCCAGCGUGACGUCCAGGAUGAGGAGAGUGCGGUGCACUACCUCCUCCUUGGCGCUCCCGGGCCGUGCUCUGCUGUUGGCGCAGAGGACCUGCGUCUGCAGCUGCCCCUGCAGGAGCUGCCCAGCCAGGCCUCCAACUGGCUGGCCAGCCCGUUGGAGCAGCUGGGCAUCUCCAACAUCCUGCUGGAGGAAGUGCCUGAUGUGUCCCCCGAGUCAUACUCCUGCCAGUUCACAGCCAGUAAGCUGUCCAGGGUCCUCGGCAGUGGCGACCUGGACGCCUUCUUCCCCCGCACCCGCAAACACCCUCAGCUGUUUGAGAUCCUGGCCAAGACCCCCUACGGCCACGAGAAAAAAGGCUUGCUUGGGAUCGACCAGCUGCUGGGGCAGGCUGUCUUCAGCGCAGCCCUCCCCCUGCACGACGGCCCCUUGGUGGCGCCCCUAGAGAGUCCGUGGGCUCUGGGCCUCAGCCAGCAGCAGGUGCUGCUCCAGCGCUGGGCCCGCGGGCACCAGUGGAACGAGUAGCAGCCUCUGGACCAGGUGCGCCGGUCUGGGGAGAAGAUGGCUGCCCGCUUCACCUGGCUCGGGCUCUACACAGGCUGGCUCCUGCCAGCAGCAGUGGUGGGCACACUGGUGGUGUUCCUGGCGGGCUGUUUCAUGGUGUUCUCAGGCACACCUACAUAAGAGCUGUGUGGCAGCGGGGACAGCUUCGAGACGUGCCUGCUCUGCCAUGACUGCCCCUUCUGGCUGCUCUCCAGCACCUGUGCCCUGGUCCAGGCUGGCCAGCCCUUGGACCACGACCAUGGUGGCACCGUCUUCUUCAGCCUGUUCGUGGUGCUGUGGGCCAUGUCCUCCUGGAUGCUGGAGUGCAAGAGCAUCAUGCAGGCCCACCCCUGGGGCUGCUCCAACCGUGAGGACAUCGAGGAGAGGCCGUGGCCUCAGGUGGCCGCCUCAGCUCCCACAACAGCCCUGAGCCCCACCGCUGGUGAGGACGAGCCCUGCUUCCCCAAGAGGAGCCGCCUGCGCCUGCUGGCCGGCUCCGUGGUGGUCAUGAUGAUGGUGGCCAUGGUGGUCAUGUGCCUGGUGUCCGUCAUCCUCUACAGGGCCAUCCUGGCCAUCCUGGUGUCCAGGUCAAACAACACCCUCCUCGCAGCCUGGUCGUCAUGCAUCGCCAGCCUCAUGGGGUCCAUCCUGAACCUCGUCUUCACCCUCAUCCUCUCCAAGACCUACGUGGCCCUGGCCCAUGUCCUGACAAAAUGGGAGAUGCAUCGGACCCAGACCAAGUUCGAGGACGCCUUCCCCCUCAAGGUGUUCAUCAACUUCUGCUGCUCGCUCGUCUGCAUCGCCUUCUGCAAGGGCAGGUCGGCGCCCUGGGCCCCGCCCUCGGAGCGACCCGCUCCGCCCCGCUUCGCGCUUCGCCAGGUGGUCUCCGGGUGGCCGCGGGAGCACAGGUUCGUGGGCUAUCCGGGCAACGGCCACAUCCUGCUUGGGGUCCGCAACCAGGCUGCCACACCGGCCUCCUCACACGGCUCCUGCCCCCUCGCAGCCGUCCACAAAACACUCACAAUCCGCGUGUCCCCAGUGGCCCCCGAUUCCCACCUGAGCGGAGCUCCAGUCAUCGGGGUGGACCGUGAGGCAAUGCCGCUGCCGCGAACUCGGCUGGCACACUGCUGCCUCACUGAGUUGGCACAGGAGCUCCUGGUCAUCACAGUGGGCAAGCAGAUCAUCAACAACGUGCAAGAGAUUCUUGUUCCGAAGCUAGAGGACUGGUGGCAGAAAUUCUGGCUCCGCUCCAAGAAGAGGAGGGUGGGGGCUUCCAUGGUGGCUGGCUAGGUGCCCUGGGAGGCGGACUACAAACUUCUACCCUGCGAGGACCUGUUUGACGAAUACCUAGGGAUGGCGCUGCAGCGCGGCUGCAUCACCAUCUUCGUGGCCGCCCGCCCGCUCCCGCCGCUCUUCGCUCCGCUCAACAACUGGGUGGACGCGCUCAGGUUCGUCUGCGAGCGCGGCGUCUGGGUUCACGUCCUGGCGGGCGUCACGCACCUGGCGGUCACCGGCAACGCCUCCCUGCUGGCCUUGUUGUGCGACUUCCCGCCGCGCGCCCCCUCCGGCCGGACCAGCGCCCGUGCCCUGCCCCGCUGCGUCAGGUUCACGCUGGCGCGCACACCCCGCGUGCAGGGCGACUUCAUGACUGCCCCCGGCUCCCAUGACUUAUGGGACUGUCACACCUACCGGAUAAUGAGGCAUUUGCCACUGUGGGGCUCAGUUACAGUCCAGCCCAUCUACCUGUUUGAAACCCCAACAAGGUGCCAGGCUUUCAGGGAGGAUGAGGGACACCGUUCCCCGGCCAUCUGCCUGGCCUUCGUCAUCGUGUGUGAGCACGUGGUGUCCUCCACCAGCCGGGUCCUCGACCUUGUGGUCCCCGACAUCCCUGAGUCUGUGGAGAUCGAGGUGAAAUGGGAGUGCUACUUGGCCGAGCAGGCGCUGGCCGAGAGCGAGGCUCUUUUUGGACCAGACGGAGGUAAAGUGGACCAGCCCUCAGGCUCAGAGGUGAGUCUGGGCCCACAAGCCUAGGCUGCCAGGAGCCAGCCAACAGGGCCUCCCCAGCGCCCUCCCUCCAAG
Messenger RNA from Camelus dromedarius (Arabian camel), 2961 nucleotides. It is a transcript of the gene ANO7, whose product is annotated as anoctamin 7. The record is from RefSeq and is a predicted model, not a curated record. Lineage: Eukaryota; Metazoa; Chordata; Mammalia; Artiodactyla; Camelidae. Gene Ontology annotation, molecular function: chloride channel activity; protein dimerization activity. Gene Ontology annotation, biological process: chloride transmembrane transport; calcium activated phospholipid scrambling. Gene Ontology annotation, cellular component: plasma membrane.